Molecule: messenger RNA, 3050 nt
Organism: Gryllus bimaculatus (two-spotted cricket)
Lineage: Eukaryota; Metazoa; Arthropoda; Insecta; Orthoptera; Gryllidae
Source: the annotation of a GenBank genome assembly
CAGUUCGGGGAUAGGAAUGUAGUCGUGCUGACCACUGAACAUUCCGCGGAAGGGUCGUUUUCAACAUCUGCGAAAGUAGCAGUUCCAUGCUUUGCUGAUAUUGAACUAGAAAAACUUAUAUAAUUAGCCAGCUUUUAUAAAAUUUUAAUGUACAUUUUAAAAAAAUAUUUUAAUUUAUGUAAAUGAUGAGUGUGAUAACCUCGAGUUUAUAUCCUAGCAAAACGGUGGACGGUGUUGUGAAGCAGCGACUAGGAAAUGUUCCAACGCUACAAGAACUCAUCAAACAACUGUUGUUUUGAGAUGAAACUCCCACGUCACACAUGUCUUCUGAAGAAUACCAGGUAACAUCAGAGAUACAUGAAAAGAGUGAUGUUGAUACAUCUGCAAAGCCACAUGUUUCUCCAAAAAAUAUUAUCACAAAUUUUGUUUUCAAAGUCCCACCAUUUUUGUCUUGGAUUACCGGUAAUUUAAAUGGUCUUCGGGUGGAUGAAGAUGGUGAUCUUCUUGUGCGAAGGAGAAAUAUGCCAGCCCAAGAUGCUGUAAUUGCAAUAGAACAAAGCCACUCUACCACUCUACAAUUUGUUGGUCUUCAAGUGUGGCGUGGUGCCUUGGUAUUGGCAGAUUUUAUGUUACAUAAUGGCUUAUCAUUGAUUAAAGAUCAAACUGUCUUGGAGCUUGGAUCUGGAACAGGACUUUCAAGCAUUGUGGCAGCAAUGUUUGCUGAGGAAGUGAUUUGCACAGAUGUUGACAUCGGCACAAUUCUGGAACUCAUUAAAGCUAACUUUGCACGGAACAAUAAGUAUAUUAAAGCCAAAUACUCUGUGCUUGGUCUUGAUUUCUAUGCACGCCAGUGGUCUAACAACCUUGAAGCUAAACUAACUGUCGUCUCUGUAGUUAUUGUUGCAGAUGAUAUGUCUUCACAGUAGCUGAUUUGGAUUGUGUUGCUCCCUGCUAUGACUUCUUUAUUGGAUGCCUUGACAAAGCACAAGCUAAAUCCAAUCCACGAUGGAAAGUGGAUUUACUACCUAUAGAUUUCCCACAAUUCUUUAAAUAUGAACGAAUGAAGGAGUUAGUUCUCAUGAGGAUUUCUUUGUAAAUACAUCAGGUAAGAAAUGUCUGUUCAGUAUACGAAAAAAACAACAUAUUUUGAGGCAAGUGUUUGCAUUAAUUUUAAUAGAAAAGGGGGCUCAGAAAUGUUCUUGCCCCCUCUCGUUAGGCUUCGCAUGAACGUACCAUAUUGUGUCCAUCUGUGCGGAACGCGCCUCUGCAAAAUAGCGUAGGACGGUGUUAUUCGUAUUGUGCUGAACCCACUGUUUUCGCCAGAAAUAACUGACCAUGUAUAUAAAACAUCUUCUGAAAGUAUCUAAAUAUGUGUUAAUUAGCCGCCGCAAGGAAUAAGUACAAACUUCGUUCUUGGCAGUAAGCGUCGCCCCUCGUGCGUUGUGGCGAGGAUGCCAGCCGAUUGUGGACGUUCCUCCUCUACGCUACUCGUCAAGCAGGAGGUUCUGUCAUCAUGAGGAGUCGUAGGCCGUCGUUGCAGAGCUCUCGACGUUGCUCCGAGUGCAAAGGGCGAUUCGGUGCGCGCGAUUAACGUGAUUCGUGACAACUUCGUUGGUAGUGAUUACAAAGAGGCCGCGCGCGCAGAGCUGCAGGUCGUCAGAUGGCGCCCUGCUCUUUACUUCUGGUGCUCGUGAUCGCCAAUGCAAUCAUGAUGCGUAGUUCAGCUUUCUCUAUUAUUUUGGAACUUUGCAGUGCACGUUAUCAUGCAAUGAAGCAUCGAAAUAAUAUAAGUUAAGAAUUAAAUGACAUUAAGAAGCAAAAUUGUGAUUAAUACACUCAUCAAAAUUUCCAUUCACAAUGAGAAUGAAGAGUAAUCUUUCAGAAUGUCGUAUUUUCAUGAAACAUAUUUUUAGAAACGCCAAGAAUCCACAUUCCGUAUUGUUUGGGAUAGAAAUCAAUGGUUUCGGAUGCCCUGUAGCUUAGGAGAAACGCCAUUUUUUAACACAUUCGGCAGCAAAAUUAAAACACAUCUCAAGAAUAUAUUGAUAUGUAGAACUAGAAAAAAAACGGAAAUAUAAAUUCGACACUUUGGAGAAAGUCCUAUUCUGUUGCAGAAAGUGGACUCUUUUUUAAUUCAAAUUUUAAUGGUUGGGUAUAAAAUAUUUGAUAAAAAAAUUAUAUUCUUGGAAAAUUACCCCUUUAAAUGUCAGAAAAAUCUAUAAUUGUAAUUUCUUAAAAGUUAUGAUACUAUAUCAUCUCAAUUAUUAAGGAGUAAUUCAAAUAUUAUUUUGAAUUUGGUUCAAAGAAAAAUUAUAAGGCAAGAAAAUGCCAAUGUAAUUUACUACAGUUUAUUGUUUGUAUAGAAUAAUGGUAUACAUAUUACAAAAUAAUGAAUAUUUUGUUCAUUGUUUGUUUUGUACUUGUGAUUUUUUUAAAAUGAUGUAUGAAAUCAAAAUCCAUGAGCUGAAAAACAACAUAUUUCUUCCCAUUUUGUGUGUGUAUUUAUUUAAUAUGAAGAUUUUUUUUUUGUGCGUUGUUAGAGCUUUAAAACAAUUCUUCAGAGUUCAAAGAAUCAGUUGUUCUUGCCACAAAUCAACUCAGGGUGUGGUAAUACAGAUGUAUGUAGUUAUUGCUGUUGAUAAGUGUAAUAAGAGAAUUAUUGCACUGCACACAAAGUAUCUUUGCCAUUUCUCCAAAACUCUCAAAAUCAUCAUAAAGAGUAUAAUUAAUAUCCUUUCACAUAUAAAGUAUUUGUAAGAAAACUAUAUUUAUUUAAAGUAAUUAAUAAAAUAAAAUUAUGAGAAAAUAGUUCUUUUUGAACUUUACUUAAAUAUAAAAUUGUUAUCCCAGGGAUCCAAAAAUGUGAUUGGCUCCCCUUUAGUUUUGGGUUGUGCUUGCCAGUGGUAAGGAUUGUUUUUAAUAUUCUGUUUUUGAUUAUGGCUAGCUGGUCUAGCUUGUUUUAUAAAAUAAUUAUUAUAAAUAUUGUUUGUGGGUUAAAUAAAUGUUAUGAAAUAAUUAGAACAUAAUUAUUAUUAUUUCUUGCAUGUAGC